UUCGAUGUCGCGACAACUGAGGGACGGAAUCAAAUUUUCGGAUGAUGACGAUGAGGAUGGUGAUCAGUUUUAGCACGGGGUCCUAAACACUGUCAUUCAUCUGUCUUCAAUCCCUGCUAUAUAGACACCUUGACCUUGCAAUCAUGAAGGGAAGAAUAGCUGCUCUGUGGAUCGCCGUGGCUCCAUUCGUUCUACCUGUUGUCCUAGCUGGAGACGCAUCAUUUGGUCAAGCAUGCGAUCAAUCUCACACGCAUCUAGAUACAAACACAUGGAAUCUGGUCACGGACUGUGAUGCUACGACUUGGUGUGCCGACAAUUCGACCUGCGCCAACAAAGGUUGUAGAAAAGAUAUUUAUCCAUUCGGAUACAACAAUGUGCCUUUCGAUAAACUCCCACCACUAUGCCCGACAGGUCAAUUCUGUCCCGAUGAAGGCAGUUAUUGUCUCCCACAAGAAGCAGUUGGAGAUCCAUGUCAGAAGGACAGAGAUGACGAGUGUCAGCCUCCCCCAAACUACAAGCAGUUGGCCGGAUUCUUGAACGUGAACGGAUCCAUUUGUCUGAACUUUACAUGCUUCUACGCCAACGUGACCCUUGGCCAGAACUGUAAGAUCGACAACACUGUCUACACUGCAUAUACCGCCGCGGGCUCCGAAUACGCGUUCAUCGUCUCGCGGGACAACUGUGCAAACGGACUGUAUUGUGAUGGCACGGCGCUCAAAUGCUUCAGGGCAAAGUUGGAGGGUGCUGCGUGUGCUGGAAACAAAGAAUGCCUGACUUACAACUGUCAAAACAAUAAAUGCGAUCGAGCUGCGUAUGAGCCUAUACAUCCGCCAGCAUGGGUCUUCGUCGUCGUUGGUCUGGGCAUAGUCGCCUUGAUCGUCGUCACUAUGGUGUCUCUUUGGUUCACGCAUCGACGGACGCGACGCGAAAAUCAAGUCAAGCUGGAACAAUACUACAACGAGCAGAUAGCAUAUCGGCAGAGUAUCAUGACAAUGAGCAACGCCAAAAAGUCACUCAUGAGCUUGCCAGCAGACACCCCGGCCGACGUCGCUCGACGGAGUGUGUUUGGAGAUGACUACAGCAGCUUCAUGCCGCCGAAUAUGCGCCGAGAGGACUCUACCGCGGCUUGGUCAUCAGCUGCGAGUGAUGUCCAUCUUUUGGAACCCAACACUACACGACGCAGGAUAUAGUCUGUGGCGUUACUGCUGAAACCGGACUGCUUUGAGGUUCUGGUAUGGCCGAAUCGGACAAUGGCAGAGAUGAGAUACGAGACGACUUGGACAUUUUCAGCAACGAUUGUAUCCAUG
Molecule: messenger RNA, 1307 nt
Organism: Kockovaella imperatae
Lineage: Eukaryota; Fungi; Basidiomycota; Tremellomycetes; Tremellales; Cuniculitremaceae
Exons: 10
Coding region: 144-1190 (348 amino acids)
Source: RefSeq, a predicted model, not a curated record